UUAUUCGCCAUCGUCUCUUGUGCUUCAAUAGGCUGUUACCUCAUCUACAUGCUCUUCGUUCGGCAGUUGAUCAGCCCAUACAGACAUUUGCCUACUGCAAAACAGCCUUCGUUGUGGAGACGGCUGUUCCACGAACCGACACCUUUCGAGCUUAGAUAUUGGAUGCAGGAGACUCCAAAUAAUGGCUUGGUCCGGUUCUUUGGGUUCCUGAAUCAAGAGAGAUUGUUUAUAACCUCUGCGGGGACCAUGAAGCAAGUAUUGCAAAAAGACGCGCAGAAGUACGACAAGUUACCAUGGCUGGGUAACCUCCAGAGUGCGGUUGGCGUCAGUGGCUUAGUCUCAUCAAAAGGAGAUCUUCAUAAACUUCACCGCAAAGUCACGAUUGGAGCUUUCAACGACCUUUCAACUCGAAUUCUCUAUCCUGAAAUAUGGACCAGCAUCCUCAAAAUUGUUACUGAUGUUCCAAAAUUGAUUGCUGACUGCAGUACGAUCAAAGUGAAUCUUCUUCUCCAGCUGGCAUGCCUCGAAAUCUCCUUGCACGCUGGGUUCGGCAUCGAUAUCGAUAUCUUGAGGGAUCCUCAACAACCCAUUGCACAGAACUACCUGCGCCCUUUCCAACUCGGUGAGAGAUCGUCGCUGUACAUGAAGCUGCUGCAUAUUUGCCCCGUUGCACUUCAACUACCCGCAGUCGCACUCAUCAGCAAAUUGAUGGGUGUCAAUGUGUGGAGAAUGAGGACUCUAUUGAUCAGAAACCAAGACGAUGGUCGCACGGAAGCCAACGAGUCGCAUGAUAUCAUGAAUGGUCUACUUCGAAGAGGCUACAAUCGCCUAUCUGAGCGCGUACUGAUGCGACACCUCAUGACAACAAUGGCUGCGAAUACGGAGAUGGUAUCGAAUCAAUUAUCGUGGGCAAUCUAUGCACUUUCGCAUCCGGACAAUCUGCACGUCCAAACCCGUUUACGCAACGAGAUUCAUGCAAGCUUCCCAAACCCGCCAGCUACCAUGUCGUGGGAGACCAUGCACUGUCAAAACUAUCUUCUCGGCGUCGUGAACGAAAUUCUGAGGCUUUACCCAAACGUCGGGCACCGAGGUCGCGUGGUGAACGCCGACACUAUGCUGGACAACCUACAUCUGUCCAAAGGCACAAUCCUGGUCUGGCCAGUAUAUGCAACGAACCGAGACCCACGGCAAUGGGGUCCGGACGCCGACAUUUUCAAGCCCGAGCGUUGGAAUCCUGCAGAAUCAGUUGACAAAGAGACCAAACGUUGGAACGCUUUCAGUUUUAUGACUUUUGGUCAGGGGCUGCGAAAAUGCCCUGGCGAGUCGUACACUCGAGUGGUCAUGGCCAGCAUGCUUAUGGGUCUGAUAGGCAGAUUUGAGUUUCGGAGACCAGAU
Macroventuria anomochaeta is the source of this 1395-nucleotide messenger RNA. Its product is annotated as cytochrome P450. The record is from RefSeq and is a predicted model, not a curated record. The transcript is spliced from 3 exons. The annotation marks the transcript as partial. Gene Ontology annotation, molecular function: monooxygenase activity; iron ion binding; oxidoreductase activity, acting on paired donors, with incorporation or reduction of molecular oxygen. NCBI's taxonomy places the organism in Eukaryota, Fungi, Ascomycota, Dothideomycetes, Pleosporales, Didymellaceae.